AUGGCUGCGCCUUCAGGAAGGGGCCAGGGCCAGGCCAAACAGCAAGCAGAGGUGCCAGAGGAGCAGCAGGAAGAGGAGGAAGAAGAGGAGGAGGAGGCAAGCUGGCCUUGCUGGACCUGGACCAACGGGUCCCGGCACGCGCGCCCGCCCUAUGAGACAAGGAGCCCUGGAGGAUCCAGUUGCAGCGCUUUGUGGCUGAAAGGGGAGCCCCUGCCCGCCCACCUGCUGCUGACUCCUCAUCCUCGGGCUGGUAAUGCGAGCCCCAUGGAGGGAGUCACUGUGGGUGCCGGAUCCUCCACCCCUGACCACCGUGGAGCUGGGCACUGCUGCUUAGGGGAGUGGACUCAGCUCAAGGAGUCGCUGGUCCCUGAGGAAGGGGCAGCUUCGGGGGUCCCUGGGCGUGGUAGUGCCUGCAUCAUCUGCUAUUCGGCCUACGACCUCGCCAGCCGCCUGCCUCGUCGCCUCUACUGUGGCCACACCUUCUGCCAGGUCUGUGUGCGGCGGCUGGACACGGCAGACCACACCCAGCGCUGGAUCCCCUGCCCACAGUGCCGCCAGAGCACCCCUACACCCCGCGGUGGGGUGGCCAUGCUGGACCUCGACUUGCCCGUCUUCCUGGCCAUCAGAGCCCAGCGGGAGCCCCGGCCUCCCACCGCCUUCAAAGGUGGCCCAGCUGUCAUACAGCAGCCGGCCAGACCCACACCCAGCCUGGGACCACAGCUGAGCUUCCCACAGGGGCCCCAUUGCUGCUGGGAGUGCGGCAGCCUCUGUUGGGUUCCUCGGAGCAGUCCGGACAUCUGAGGUUAGGCCAGUCCGCGCCAGUAGCUGCUGC
This is a messenger RNA of Suncus etruscus (white-toothed pygmy shrew), 832 nucleotides long. It is a transcript of the gene RNF224, whose product is annotated as ring finger protein 224. Lineage: Eukaryota; Metazoa; Chordata; Mammalia; Eulipotyphla; Soricidae. The record is from RefSeq and is a predicted model, not a curated record. Bases 1 to 801 code for a protein of 266 amino acids. The transcript is spliced from 4 exons.